UGUAUACAUUAGCAUGGAAGAGUUUCUUGUUAUGCUUCCGGGACUUCUUGCGGUGGCUAAUUGAAUGUAGCGCUCUAAUAGAGUCACACAGGUGAACCCCAAGAGGCCAACCCCCCACCUCCACCCCCUCAAUGGAGAAGCAGGGCGUGCAGUAGCAGCCUGACACCGCUGGGCGUGUAACCCGACACCCGACAGCUUCAGCGGCUGCAGGAGAGCCCACUUAAAAGGGAAAGGGAUGGAAGCAAGCCUCCUUACUCCGUCGCCACCUCCGACCGAACCCCGGCACCCUCUACCCGCCGCACCGUCCCUCACUCUGGAUAAGCCUAAAUGAAUGAAACACUGGGGAAUAUCCACACGCACGCCAGCGGGGAGACUCUGUGUCCAAACAUCAAGUCCACCAGGAUUUUAUGUCGGGCUUGACAGGCUAUAAGUCAACAUGCGUUGUCCUUCCCGGAGCUUCACCCCGAGCUUUUCAGAUGUGUGAGCGGCCACCGGUGUCUUGUGCCCGCCCUCGCCAAGGAGUCACGCUGUGAUUGACGGAUCAGGUUUUUGACUGCCAGGACAAAUGAAUACAAAUGAAUUUAGGCACCCAAAGGAGAGAUUGCAAAACCUCUCAUCUAGACACAAAGAGAGCCCUAUUGCUCUGCACCGUUCUAUACUGUACUUGUUACCUGGGACUUACGCAAGUACACUUUGAAGAUGUGGACAUCCUCCAAAAGUUGGGGCUUAAGGGAGACAAGGCGUUGCGCUCCGUACCAGCUGGGGUCAUUCCGUUCAGAUCUGGGAUCAUCCUCAACCAGCAGGCACACAUUGAAGGUCCACUGCACUCCAUCUUCCCGCCGACAUUCUGGACCAACGCAGCACUGAUUCUGAGUGUGAGCUCACACCGGGUCAACAGUGCCUUCCUCUUCACCCUGCUGUCAGAGAAGAAGAAGCUUCUUCUGGGCUUGCAGCUUGUUCCGGGCAGUCUAGUCCUCCACACGGGACCAAACACUUCGGUGGCGCUGCCCUACGAACCCCAUGAUGGCCAGUGGCACCAGCUGGCGUUGGGAAUUAAUGGACAGAGAGUGAUUCUAUAUGCCUCCUGCGGAGAGCAGAGUGUUCAUGCGGACUUUGGGUGGGACAGUGAGGAGGGACCGGCCCCGGAGCGCCAGGACUCCUUCCUGCUGGGGCGGUCGAGCCAACAUCAAGCUUCAGUGCACUUUGAAGGAGCCAUCUGCCAGUUUGACCUGAUCCCUUCUGCCCAGGCAGCUCAUAACUACUGCAAGUACAUUAAGAAACAGUGCAGGGAAGCCGACACAUACAGGCCUAACCUUCCACCCUUGCUGCCUAUCUUACCACAACCAGCCAACGCAUCAUCUGCAGCUGCGCCUAAACAUGGUGGCCGGGAAACAGCCAAGAAGGCUGCUGCACCAAAUCUUGCUCGGAGUGUUGCGGCUGCUGCCUCUGCUGUCAGAUAUGUAGCCCCCACCCAAACAGUAAAACCCACCCUUGGGACCGCUCCUACACCUUUGCUGGCGACGGUAAUGCCGGUCACGGCACAGCUUGGCCUCCCCUCUCCUCCAACCAAGGCCAGAACUGAAACUGUCACAGCUCCACUCAGAACCACAGUACUCCCAACCCAACCACCCGCUACUAGACCAUCCACCUCUAAAAUGACAAGUCCGACAUCAUCCAAAGUUACUUCCCAAAAGCCUACUCCGCAAAGCGGUGACAAAAAGAACAUUGCAGUAACGGAAAAGAAGAAGAAACCUACUUUCCCAGUCACCGCUCGCCCCAAAUUUCCCAAGAAAAAAACAGACAAUGUUUUAUCAGAUCAAAAUCCACCUCUAAAGAAACCACAACCGACCGCAGCCAAGAAAACGCCCGCCAAGCCCAAAGUUCCACCAUCCAAAGCCACUCUUACCAAACCCAAGUCAAACCCUGUCAAAGCACCCCAGUCUAAACCAGCGGUAUCCAAAGUGAACCCCUCAAAAGCAACCAUCUCCAAGACUACUGCUAAAACCGCCAAGCCAAACCCCAAACAGGUCACCAAGCCCACCAAGCAAGCCAAAACCACCAAGGCCCCGGUUACCCCACGGCCUACCAGACCUUCGUAUCAUCUUGUAACAUCACCUGCCACAGACGGCUUCCAGAGCUGGGAAGUGGCACCGACUCAGUUCUCCCUGCUUGCUGGCCCUGGAGGAGAAAAAGGAGAACCAGGCCCUUCGGGACUUCAAGGACCUCCAGGGAAGCCAGGCCUGCCAGGCAAGAGGGGUCCUCGGGGUCCCCCGGGUUCUCAUGGAAACCCCGGCCGACCUGGUCCACCUGGUCUCAAGGGUCGGAAAGGAGACCCUGGUAGCUCACCUGGGCCAGCCCCUAAAGGAGAAAAGGGAGACUCAGGGAUCCUUGGCCCAGCCGGACGUAUUGGUCAAGAAGGUCGAAAGGGACAGAAAGGUUACCCUGGCCCACCUGGACUCCCCGGAGAACCCGGAGAGCAAGGUCCAGUCGGAAGCCCGGGUGCCAAAGGUUAUCCUGGCAGGCAGGGUUUACCUGGACCAAUAGGACCGAUGGGGCCCAAAGGCGUGCGGGGUUUCAUUGGAAUCCCCGGCCUUUUUGGCCUCCCUGGGCCUGAUGGCGAACGAGGCAUUCCCGGCGAACCAGGGAAGAGGGGCAAGAUGGGUAGGCCGGGAUUUCCUGGGGACUUUGGAGAGCGAGGACCACCUGGGGCAGAUGGCGAACCAGGCCAGCUGGGAGCCCCCGGUCCAAAUGGAGUUCUCGGACUAAUUGGUGACAUGGGACCUGUCGGAGAGAUGGGCCUUCCAGGACCGAAUGGACUGAAGGGUGUGCCCGGAAAUCCAGGAGAACCAGGACUGAAAGGUGAUAAGGGUGACAUUGGGAUCCCGGGAGAGCAAGGCGAGAUGGGCUUCAAAGGGGACAAGGGCAUCCAGGGGGCUCCAGGACCGCCUGGCAUCCGUGGAAAACCAGGACCGCAGGGCAGUGUAGGCGACAAAGGCCCCGAUGGGACAGCAGGACCAAUGGGCCCUGAGGGUUUCCCUGGAGACAUGGGACCACCAGGAGAGAAUGGUCUGGAAGGACCAAAGGGAAAGCUAGGGACCAGAGGUUUACCCGGGCCACAAGGGUUACCUGGCUUGGAGGGAGAUGAAGGACCGAUGGGACCACCAGGCCCAAUGGGAUUUGAGGGUCGACUGGGCAGAAAAGGAUUCCCUGGAAAGGUCGGGCCUGAGGGAGUGAAGGGGGAGACCGGCAUCACGGGAAAGGUUGGCGCCAUGGGAGAAAGAGGCUUGGUGGGUUUCAUCGGACCUGUGGGAGAGGCCGGGCUGGCGGGAGAGAAGGGAGAUCGAGGUUCCAUGGGCCUUCCCGGACCGCCUGGAGAAAAGGGGUCUACGGGUCACCCAGGGACACCAGGGGAGACCGGGCCUUCAGGACCACCUGGCAGACCAGGAGCCCCUGGGGGAGCGGGACCCGCAGGUACCAGAGGAACCAAAGGUUUGCGGGGCGCCACGGGGCCUGACGGUCCAACGGGAGAGAUGGGGUCAGAAGGCAAGAAGGGUCUAGACGGUCCUCCAGGAAAAAUCGGCUUCCCCGGACCCCAGGGGAAAAUUGGGGAGUCUGGGGAAACUGGGUCCAAGGGUUUCCCUGGUAUCCAAGGGCCAUCCGGACCACCCGGAGACAAGGGAAUCGCAGGCGAGCAGGGGCCUCCUGGUCCACCAGGAACUAUCGGAGUUUUAGGAGAAAUUGGUCCGAAGGGUCCUCCGGGUAGCAUGGGGGAGCCGGGACUGCCAGGCGAGCCGGGGGAGAAGGGCACUAUCGGACCUGCUGGGAACAUCGGAGAGCAGGGACUGAUUGGUCCACGGGGUGAGCCCGGUUUGGAGGGGGAGGCUGGUCCUGCUGGUCCUGAUGGAGCCAAGGGUGAUAAGGGCGACAUGGGCCAGGAGGGCGACACAGGUGAAAAAGGCGAAACUGGUCUAAAGGGAAAGGAGGGUCCUGUCGGAAGUCCUGGGAUCCCUGGUGUCAGAGGCCAAGAAGGGAAAUCUGGCAAAAUUGGAGAAAGAGGCAAACUAGGACCAAAGGGGGCCAAAGGCCACCAAGGUCACCUCGGGGAGACCGGGCAGGUGGGCAAGACAGGACCCCAAGGUAGCAUCGGCCCAAAGGGCUCCAGAGGAACCAUCGGACACGUGGGAGCUCCGGGAAGAAUGGGUCAACAGGGAGAACCUGGCAUUUCAGGUUAUGAGGGCCAUCAGGGACCGUCGGGCCCGAUGGGGCGUCCAGGACCAAAAGGUGAAAAGGGCGAGCAGGGCGACGAUGGGAAGCUCGAGGGUCCUCCUGGUCCUCCAGGUGACAUAGGUCCUCCAGGCGACAGAGGAGAGAGAGGAGAACCAGGCGACCCGGGAUACAAAGGUCAGGUUGGUUUGGAUGGUGAAAGAGGAAGACAUGGAGCUCCUGGACUUCCUGGACACCCUGGACCUCGAGGGAUUCAAGGACCAAAAGGGGCCAAAGGAGAUCUAGGCCAAAAAGGCAAAAAGGGUCAUGGCGGACCAAAAGGAGCCAGAGGGACAGAGGGUGGUGGUGGUCCUUCUGGUCCCAGAGGAGUGGUGGGUCGAGAGGGGCAGGAGGGAGUACCCGGGAUGGAUGGAAUGCCAGGAAAGGACGGAAGUAAAGGCAUGCCGGGAGAGCAUGGAGACGAUGGAGAGUUUGGCGUCCCAGGCAAAGCUGGCGGUCGUGGAAAGGUCGGCGUUCCAGGACUUCCUGGAGAUCAAGGUGUCAUCGGAGCGAAGGGCGAACGAGGUCUCAGAGGACAGAGCGGGCCGCCGGGGAAAAGAGGCUUCAGAGGCGGAAUGGGACUUCCAGGGUCGCAGGGAGACCGAGGACCCAAAGGACAACCUGGCGAUGUUGGUGAAUCUGGCUUUCCUGGAAUUUUUGGUGUUUUUGGUCCCAAGGGUCCUCCUGGAGACUUUGGUCCAAAAGGCAUUCGAGGACCAAAGGGUCCCCAAGGAACCAUGGGCAGAGGAGGAGUCAUUGGCCCUGCAGGAUUUAUAGGCCCCAAUGGAAGCGUGGGUCCCAGAGGGGCGAAGGGCAACCGUGGAGCCAUGGGAGUACAAGGACCUCGGGGAUCUCCUGGACCUCGUGGACGCCCUGGACCUCCAGGUCCCCCUGGUGUCCCGCCGUCUUUUAAAGAGGAUGGUCUUUUGUUUAUGGAUUCACACAGCCAGCUCAGGAAUGAGAAUAAGCUAGUGAUGGACCUGCCCAUGCUGGACCAGGGCGCAGAGAUCUUUAAGACCCUCCACUACCUCAGUAACCUGAUCCAGAGCCUGAAGAACCCACUGGGCACCAGGGACAACCCUGCUCGCAUCUGCAGGGACCUGCUCAGCUGUGAACACAAGUUAAAUGAUGGCACUUAUUGGAUGGACCCCAACCUUGGCUGCUCGUCCGAUACCAUCGAAGUGUCCUGCAACUUUACUGGAGGUGGGCAGACGUGCCUGAAACCAGUCACUGUGGCCAAGCCCACGGUGAGCGUCGGCCGCGUCCAGAUGAACUUCCUGCACCUGCUGAGCUCCGAGGCGGUCCAGCAUGUCACCAUCCACUGCCUCAAUGUCUCCCUCUGGGCAUCAGACGGGGAUGUGACGCCUUCCCGGGAAUCUUCUGUGCGCUUCAAGGCCUGGACCGGGGAGGUGUUUGAGGCGGGAGGCGAGCUAGAGCCAGAGGUGGUGGAGGACUCCUGCUGGAUGAAAGAUGGCCGCUGGCACCAGGCCCAUUUUGUCUUCCACACCUUGGACCCAUCCCUGCUGCCUGUGACGGACGUCGUCAACCUCCCCAAGACCUCCCCCGGCUCACACUUCCACCUGGAGAUAGGUCCCGUCUGCUUCCUGUAAGGCCUGCGGCUCUUCAGAGUAAAAGAGGGGCGGGUGGUCACCCCUGUGAUGCUGCAUGCCCAAGCCCCCAGCACCCCCUCUCGAUGCAGCUUGUGCCAACCUCUCAUUGGACUGCAGAUACAGGAGAGGGGGUGUCGGCUUGCGGAGGGAGGAGCAGGGGGAGUUCUUGCACUAAAUUCCUCCCAAUAGGCCAAUAGCUUCUCCCGGCUCGUCAUGCGCGACAAUGAUCUCUGUGGAACAUUGACCGGUGAAGAAGGAGACAAAUCAGCGGACUUUCUAUGAAUUAUAAUAAUAACUUAUUUUUGUAUACAGUCUGUAUACCAUGUGAUUUAUUGUAUUUUAUUUUGGCAAAAUAACAGGAUAUAAAUUCUAAAAUAUAAUAAUAAUAAUAACGGAGAUCAAUUAACUGUACAUAAUAUGUAAGCUUAUUAUUCAUGUAAAGAAAUAAUCUUCAAGUGCAAUAGAAAUUUUACAUUUAAAUCCAAAUUUAUUUGCCUUUGGUGCUCAUCUCCGUUUUGUUUGUUUGUUUUUUUUUCAUCUGAGCAGACGUCACAUCUGUAUUUAUUUGUGCUCCAAAAGGGAAAAAGCAUCAUCAUCAAUCAUCGUAAAGUUGAACAAAUGCAUUUUCAACCAGAUGCCACUGAAUAUCUACGGAUUUACACCCAACAAUUUUACAAAAACAACUUUUUGGGUUAUCUGCCAUCCUUUUAUGACUUCCGUAUGAUGGGAUGCUGAAAUCAGCGGAGGAUAGCGGUGCCCUUGCCAGCCACCAAAUCAUUUAUUUAAGGUGCUAAUCAUGAUGCUGUAAUUACACCACUCUGUUAGAAUGUUUAUAGUGCAGGUUCGCUUGGAUUAAUUUAAAAAUACAGUAUAUUCCAUAUAAUAUAUUGCCAUAACUUCCAGGGACGGUGCUGUGUUUUUUAAGGUAUUUGCAGAGAUCUUUUAUUGGAGGAAAGUAUUUCAGAGAUGAUAUGAACGUGUCUCCUUCUGUAUCCAGUUUAAAAAAUAAAACACAGGGUUUGUUUUUUUUUUUUUUUUUUGACCAAAGCGCCCCAUGUGAGGAUGUUUUGGAGACACAGCGUAAUUAGAAUAAACAUGUAUUUGUUUGAACUGGACACCAGUGUGUAUAAUUGUGAAACCUUGCUGUAUACAGUGGACCCCCCUCUGGCUAAUUUAAUGUUAUUUAAUGUUUGCAAAGUGAGCAACAAAUGCGUUAUGUUAGAAACACCAUCAUCUUUAUAUAUCAGUUUACCCAACUGGUCUUGGAGUUUAUACUAUUUUUUAAUGUGUACAUUUGGUGCUCCAGAGAGAACAAAGUUAUCACAAUGUUAAUUAGUUUUUAUUUUUUUAUUCUUCAUUUCUUCGUGUUGGGCUUUUGCUCUUUCUCUUUAUGAUAAUCCACCAUGUACUGUAUCAGGUGCUAUUCUAUUACUUGUGUUUUUAAAAAAAAAAUAAUAAUGCAAACAUGUGAAAUGUGUUUCUUCUUUUUUUUGUAAAUCUGUUGUAGACAUUAAAGCAAGAUGAGAAUACCUCACAUUUUUCAGCAUUACAUUUUCAACAACAAAGUGAACCAGGUUGUUCUAUUGCCUUAAUGAAUACAGCCUGUCUGGAAGUACAGUAUUUAGUGGAAUGAGUCAUUCUCAUUCUGAACACGCUACAAACUUUUUAUCUGUCUGCUCUCUAUUCCGUGUCCAUUUGUUCAAUAAAUACCUUCCAUUUG
This is a messenger RNA of Doryrhamphus excisus (bluestripe pipefish), 7593 nucleotides long. RefSeq lists its product as uncharacterized. The record is from RefSeq and is a predicted model, not a curated record. Lineage: Eukaryota; Metazoa; Chordata; Actinopteri; Syngnathiformes; Syngnathidae. Gene Ontology annotation, molecular function: extracellular matrix structural constituent.